Messenger RNA from Penicillium longicatenatum, 1863 nucleotides. RefSeq names its product FHA domain protein. The transcript has 3 exons. Gene Ontology annotation, molecular function: protein binding. The record is from RefSeq and is a predicted model, not a curated record. Bases 1 to 1863 code for a protein of 620 amino acids. Gene Ontology annotation, cellular component: cytoplasm. NCBI's taxonomy places the organism in Eukaryota, Fungi, Ascomycota, Eurotiomycetes, Eurotiales, Aspergillaceae.
AUGUCCGAUCAUGAGCUUCGAGCUCAGGUGACUCUUAUCCCACUGGGGGUAGACAACGAUGUGAGCCGACAGUUCACUCUCAAUAAUACCGACAAGACGAUUAUUAUCGGGCGCUCGUCAAAGAGGGGUUUGAAGAACCGCCUUCCGCAUCAAGAUAAUGGAUGGUUUGAUUCUCGGGUGAUGUCGCGGGAUCAUGCGGAGUUACUUAUUCAGCCUGGCAAGAUGAUCCUGAAUAUCAACGACCUCGGUUCGACCCACGGAACAUGGCUGAACAACAACCGAUUGAUCUUCGGGGAGGCGACACCAUUACUCAGCGGAGAUAUUCUACGAUUUGGCGUGGAUGUAGAACGCGGUGAAGGUUUGUAUAUGCCUUUAAAUCAUAAGGUUAAGCUAACACCCCCCAUAGAUGUUUUCCCGGCCCUGGUGGUUCGCUGCAAGGUCGACUGGUUGGGGCAGUAUGUAAAGCCCCGACUCUGGUUUCCCUGGAUCGGUACUGAUCCCCUGUUCAGGAUAACCCACGAUAUCGAAGUCACCCAUGUGAACGAAUCCCCGACUUAUUUUGAGCCCAAACCUGUUCCUUCACUCCGACAGACCUCAACCAACACCUUCUGCGUGCCCGAAGACGAUAGCGAUGUCGAAGAAGUUACCAUGCUCCAAUCUAUCCCGACAUACGAGGAGACUGAAGAGACUCACGCAAAUGAAAUGAAGACCAUGGUUUCCCCGGCGCUCACCUCCUCUGAGACUCACUCUAUUCCUGAGCACAUGGAGUGCCAACCUGGUGAUCCCAGGAAGCAACUUCCGCCCUCAUUCAGCAACCAGACCCCGUUGUUCACAGACAAGCAGUACCCGCCACACAUAUUAACCACUGACUCAUCUUUGACCGGCGGUCCAUCGGAUUACCCACGAUUUGGUGUUAAACUUUACAAGGAUAACUGGUCCUCGGAGGUCGAACGAGAGCUCACCAAAGAGUUCGAAGAGAGUGAAGAUGAAGACAGCUCGGAGAUCGAAUCAGACUCUGAUAGCUCCAGCAUUGAUGAGGACGAUUGCGAGCUGAACGACCUGUUGCUUUCUAGUACCAAGUCCGACGGAGGUUCCAGCAUUGACUCUGCCUCUGAUGCCGACUAUAACUCUGAUGCUGAGUCGCCCUUUGAUGAUGACUCUGCGUCUAACGACUCCCAUGAUUCGGAUGACGGAUCAUUUGUCGAGGAGAAUGAGAAGGAAUGCAUUGAUCCAACUCUGAUAUACAAUGAAUUCGCGGCUAGUAAUGUUCCCACCGUUCCGGCCUUGCCCGCAAAUGCCAAUGUCGGCUCAGAGCCCAAGUCCGAUGAGUUGAAGCACCUGCAUGAUCUUCAUGUGCGCUUCCCAAAGUGUCCCAUCACUUCUCUCUUGAAUUGCCCACCAUCGCAAACCUUUACCCAGGGAGAUGUAUCGAAAUCCUGCGACUCUAUCAAUCCACACCAACCCAUUCUCGAAUUUCCUGGAUAUGCACCCAGUCUGUACCGUGAUGGGCCAUUUUCCUGCGGUGGCCAGGUCGACAAAGAGACCAAUGAGACUGAAUGGGGAGACAUGCCAAAAGUCUCGUUGAAGCGCAAGGCCUUUGAGAUGGAGACACAAGACGCCCAGCUUCCCGAGCUUAUUGCUCCGCUAUCUCAGGAACCGAGCCUCAACUCUAUUCAGCAGUCUCAAGUCACCACUGCGAUUAGCUCCGCCCUGUCCGAGGCAGAGCCUCCGAGCAAGCGGGUCAAGUCAUCGCCCUCUUCGAACUUAGCAACCUACACAGCUACCGCUGUUGUUAGUGCUCUCCUGGGAGGACUGGGCACAAUUGCUCUUCUAGCAGCGCUACCCGCUGAAUACUUCCAGUAA